ACUAGACUCAACUGAAGUCAACUAACAUAAUACCAAAAAUACAACCCAUUUGUCAAAGUAUUACAAUGAAAGACCUGAACAUAUAAGUAAAAGAUACAGACCAAAUAACUCAUCAAAAAACUUUAUCCCUCUCAUUCUGCAACAAUUCCUCAAUGUACACACAACACAAGCAAGCAAUUCUCUUCCACCUGCUCCUUUCCUGCCUCCUCCCCCUCACUUGCCAAGCCAAUGACAUGCUUGCUCUUCUCUCCUUCAAGACCUCCAUUUCUCAAGAUCCACAUCAAGCUCUGUCCUCAUGGAAUCAUUCUUCCACAAACUACUGCAACUGGCGAGGGGUUAAGUGCAGCCUCAGGCAUUCUUCGAAGGUCACCGAACUCAAUCUCGAUGCCUUCAACAUCACCGGAACCCUACCUCCCUCCAUCUCCAACCUCACCUUCCUCCAAAGCCUAAACCUGCCGAACAACCGUCUUUAUGGACAAAUCCCGCCGGAGCUCGGCCGCCUCCGCCGUCUCCGUUUCCUUAACUUGAGUGCGAAUUUUCUUACGGGCGAAAUACCGAGCACUUUAUCUCAUUGUCCCCAGCUCCAAGUCAUCAACUUGCGGAGCAACAAGCUCCAAGGAGAGCUUCCAUCCAAUCUCUCUAACUGCCUUAAUCUUAAGAUCAUUACUGUAAAAAACAACUUUUUUACAGGCAACAUUCCUUCAACUUACAGCACACUCCCAAAUCUCCUCUACCUUGAUGUGGGAAGCAAUAAUCUCACUGGUACCAUUCCCCCUUCGCUUGGGAAUAUCACCAAUUUCUUUGCACUGGAUUUGUCCCAGAAUAUGAUCACUGGUGCCGUUCCUUCAUCUCUGACAAAACUUUCUUCACUAGUCUUUCUUUAUCUGAACAAAAAUAGUCUUAUAGGAAGCCUUUCUUCCUCCAUUGGCAACAUUUCCUCACUUCAAUAUUUUGAUAUAUCCAACAACAAUCUCACAGGGGAGCUACCAAAUUCACUCGGGAACCUCUCCUCCCUCACCUAUUUUGAUGUCACAUUGAAUUCUUUCUCUGGUUCCAUACCUUCAUCACUUGCUGGUCUCUCAAUGCUCGCCACCCUCGCAUUGACCGCAAACCACUUCUCAGGCAGCAUCCCACACUCUCUUGGAUCCUCGUCUUCCUUCACAGAACUGGUCAUCUCUCAUAAUCAGCUCUCAGGGACAAUUCCUCCCUCUCUCUUCAAUAUCUCAAGCAUCGAAAGCAUCGGUCUUUCGGACAACCAGUUCGCCGGCGGUCUUCCUCAAGACUUGGGAAAUUAUCUUCCUCGUCUACGAGCGCUUACGAUGUACUAUAACAAACUUACUGGACCCAUCCCAUCAUCUUUAGCAAAUGCGACCAUGCUUGAAGACAUUGAGCUCUCAGGAAACAGUUUUACAGGGAAGAUCCCUGCAAACUUGGGCAAGUUGCAGAUUCUAAACUGGCUGGCCUUGGAUCACAAUGAAUUGGAAGCCAUGGAUGAUCAUGGAUGGAGCUUCAUGGCAUCCUUGCAGAACUGCAGCCAACUGCAAGUUCUGCAAGUAGAGAGAAAUAAGUUUGGAGGAACCUUGCCUCAAUCUAUAGCCAACCUCUCUGCAAGCCUAAGCUGGUUAACUUUAGGAGGAAAUCAGAUAUCAGGAAGCUUGCCUGAAGAAAUUGGAAACCUUGCUAGGCUUGUAUUUCUGACCGUUGAUGAAAACCAUCUCGAAGGCAACAUUCCUGCCACGAUUAGUCAGAUUCAGAACUUGCAGACAUUAGACCUAUCCAAUAACAAGCUCUCCGGUUCAAUUCCAGGUUCUUUGGGGAACUUAACCAGACUAAUAAAAUUGUACAUGAAAGGCAAUGCUUUGGAAGGAAGCAUACCUGAAAGCCUUGGGGAAUGUCAAAAUCUGGAAAUACUGGACCUUUCGAGAAAUAGGUUUACAGGGACCAUACCAAAAGAGAUUUUAAGCAUUGAAUCUCUUUCUAAAUCCUUGGAUCUGUCCCAUAACUUGCUUACUGGAUUCUUGCCAGCAGAGGUCGGAAGAUUGAAAAAUCUGGGAGAGUUUCAUGUUGGUUCAAACAAUCUGUCAGGCGAGAUUCCCAGAACCAUCGGAAAGUGUGAGGUCUUGGAAAUUCUUCAUAUGGAAAGCAACAAAUUUGAAGGGGAAAUCCCCCAAAGCAUGAAAAACUUGAAAGGUAUACAGGUGCUAGAUGUUUCAGAAAACAGAUUGUCUGGCCUCAUCCCGGAAUUCUUAGAGGACUUCAGUUUUCUACAGUAUUUGAAUCUUUCUUUCAAUGAUUUUGAUGGUGAGGUUCCAAGAAAAGGGAUUUUCAGAAAUGCAAGCGGUGUCUCACUAAAUGGGAAUGAUAGACUAUGUGGAGGAAAUCCAAAGUUAAACCUUUCAUCUUGCACUUUACAAAACAAGAUUGAAAGCCAUCACCAUCCACGACUCAAAUUGAUUCUGUCCGUUUCAAUCUCAGUUCUUGUUUUGUUCGUAUCAGUGUGUUUACUUGCCUUUUGGUACUGGCUACACAACAGAAGAAAAAAGACACCUGCUUCAGAUUCCAUGAAAGACCUGCAACCAAAAGUUUCCUUCUCCGAUCUCCUCAAAGCAACAGAUGGAUUUUCAUCAGAAAAACUGAUUGGUGCGGGAACUUUCGGUGCAGUGUACAAGGGUAUUGUAGACUUAGGUGAGCAGAAGCUGGUUGUCGCCAUUAAAGUACUGAAGCUUGAACAACAUGGUGCAUUGAAGAGUUUUGCAGCAGAAUGCAAUGCUUUGAGGAGUAUCAGGCAUCGAAAUCUUAUAAAGAUACUUAGUUCCUGCUCCAGCAUUGAUUAUAAAGGAAAUGAUUUCAAAGCUCUGGUUUUUGAGUACAUGCCUAAUGGAAGCCUAGAGAAUUGGCUCCACCCUAAAGAAAAUUAUCAGAACAAGGAGCAGAGUCUGAGUCUCAUUCAGAGAUUAAACAUAGCCAUUGAUGUCGCUUCAGCACUGGAUUAUCUUCACAACCAUGUAGGGAGACCGAUUAUACACUGUGAUCUGAAGCCCAGCAAUGUUCUUCUUGAUGAUGACAUGACUGCACAUGUGGGAGACUUUGGAUUGGCCAGGUUUCUUUCUGCAACAACAAGCAGGCUAGCUCAGAAUUCAUCCAUGUCAGUUGGAAUAAAAGGAACAAUUGGAUAUAUUGCUCCUGAGUAUGGCAUCACCAACCAAAUAUCUACUCAUGGAGAUGUCUACAGCUACGGGAUACUUCUGCUCGAAAUGAUUACAGCCAAGAGUCCAACAGAUGAGUCCUUCCAGGAUGGGAUGAGCCUCCACAUGUUUGUUCAGAAUGCAUUGCCGGAGAACGUGAUUGACAUCACAGAUCCAAUUCUGCAAGUCGGAGAGGAAGGAGGAGAGACUGUUGAUGAAAGAUUAAGAAGACAGGAAUGCUUGAUUGAAAUACUCAAGAUUGGCAUCUUGUGCUCCAGGGAAUCACCAAGGGAGCGCAUGAGAAUUGAUGUUGCAAUCAAGGAACUUCACUCAAUUAGGAACAAGAUUCAAACUUUAGAAACUCGAAGCGAGAAGAAUUACAAAGGCAUGAAAAGCGGCGAGGGAACAUCAUACAAUUCAUACUCAUAAGAAGAAGAAGAAGAAGAAGACUUGACUCA
Molecule: messenger RNA, 3643 nt
Organism: Phalaenopsis equestris
Lineage: Eukaryota; Viridiplantae; Streptophyta; Magnoliopsida; Asparagales; Orchidaceae
Product: receptor kinase-like protein Xa21
Exons: 2
Coding region: 153-3614 (1153 amino acids)
Biological process (GO): protein phosphorylation
Molecular function (GO): protein kinase activity; ATP binding; protein binding
Source: RefSeq, a predicted model, not a curated record